GAGCCCCAGAAGCAGCCUUCGGCCUUGAUAGGACCUGAUUCAGCUAAAUAAAGCUGGGGAGGGGGGAAUCGACCUUGGGGGACUUGUCGGCUCACUGCCUUCGAGGUAACCAUUAAUCCCUCCCUUGGGGGAAUCCAGAGACUGGUCCCUUGUGGAGCAGAUUGUGGGAGAAAGGAGGCAGCCAUGGAGGCCAGCUCUGCACCAGCGCUGGAGGGCCAGCGGGCCCUCAUCAACAAUCCUGCUGACAUCACUGUCAUUGCUGUGUAUUUCCUGCUGGUCAUUGGUGUCGGCCUGUGGUCCAUGUGCAGAACCAACAGAGGCACUGUCGGUGGCUACUUCCUGGCAGGACGAAGCAUGGUGUGGUGGCCGAUCGGGGCCUCUCUCUUUGCCAGCAACAUCGGCAGUGGCCACUUUGUGGGCCUGGCAGGAACGGGUGCUGCAAGCGGCUUGGCUGUGGCUGGAUUUGAGUGGAAUGCGCUGUUCGUGGUGCUACUCCUCGGCUGGCUCUUCGCACCGGUGUACCUGACCGCAGGUGUCAUUACCAUGCCGCAGUACCUGCGCAAGCGCUUCGGCGGCCAUCGCAUCCGCCUCUACUUGUCCGUGCUCUCGCUUUUUCUGUACAUCUUCACCAAGAUCUCGGUGGACAUGUUCUCCGGGGCCGUGUUUAUUCAGCAGGCUCUGGGCUGGAACAUUUACGCUUCAGUCAUUGCUCUGCUGGGCAUCACCAUGAUUUACACUGUAACAGGAGGGCUGGCAGCGCUGAUGUACACAGACACAGUGCAGACUUUCGUCAUCAUCGCAGGGGCCUUCAUCCUCACGGGAUACGCCUUCCACGAGGUGGGCGGGUAUUCCGGGCUCUUCGACAAAUACCUGGGAGCGAUGACUUCGCUGACAACUUCAGAGGACCCAGCUGUGGGCAACAUUUCCAGUUCCUGCUAUCAACCCCGGCCUGACUCCUACCACCUGCUUCGGGACCCUGUGACAGGGGACCUGCCGUGGCCUGCCCUACUUGUGGGACUUACCAUCGUCUCCGGCUGGUACUGGUGCAGUGACCAGGUCAUAGUGCAGCGCUGCCUGGCUGGGAAGAACCUGACCCACAUCAAGGCGGGAUGCAUCUUGUGUGGCUACCUGAAGCUCAUGCCCAUGUUCCUCAUGGUCAUGCCAGGCAUGAUCAGUCGUGUGCUUUACCCAGAUGAGGUGGCUUGCGUAGUGCCUGAGGUGUGUAAACGCGUGUGUGGCACGGAAGUAGGCUGCUCCAACAUCGCUUAUCCGCGGCUGGUCGUGAAGCUCAUGCCCACUGGUCUACGUGGACUCAUGCUGGCAGUCAUGUUGGCCGCACUCAUGUCCUCCUUGGCCUCCAUCUUCAAUAGCAGCAGCACACUCUUCACCAUGGACAUCUACACGCGCCUGCGCCCCCGCGCUAGUGAGGGCGAGCUGCUGCUAGUAGGACGGCUCUGGGUGGUGUUCAUUGUGGCCGUGUCAGUGGCCUGGCUGCCUGUGGUGCAGGUGGCACAGGGCGGGCAGCUCUUCGAUUACAUGCAGUCUGUCUCCAGCUACCUGGCCCCUCCCGUGUCCGCAGUCUUCAUACUGGCGCUCUUCGUGCCUCGUGUUAAUGAGCAGGGUGCCUUCUGGGGACUGAUCGGGGGCCUGCUGAUGGGCCUCGCACGCUUUAUUCCUGAGUUCUCCUUUGGCGCGGGCAGCUGCGCGCGCCCCUCAGCUUGCCCGGCAUUCCUGUGCCAGGUGCACUACCUCUACUUCGCCAUUGUGCUCUUCCUCUGCUCCGGCCUCCUGAUCAUCAUUGUCUCCUUGUGUACCCCACCCAUCCCACGCAAGCAUCUCCACCGCCUGGUUUUCAGUCUCCGGCACAGCAAGGAGGAACGGGAAGACCUGGAUGCCGAUGAGCUGCAAGUCUCAGACUCGGCCCCAGUCCAGAAUGGGCGCCCAGAGCACGCGGUGGAUAUUGAAGGUAUAGCACUGCCCUCAUUGGACAUGGGACUGAGGGGAGCUGGGCAGGGAGAGGCAUGAAUUUCCCUCAAACUGACUGUUGGGCCUCAAUUUCUCCCAGAGCCACAGGCCCCGGCCCCAGGCCUAUUCCACCAGUGCCUGCGGUGGUUCUGUGGAAUGAACAAGGAUGGGGCGGGUGGUCCUGCACCCCCAACUCAGGAAGAGGCAGCUGCAGCAACCAGGCAGCUGGAAGACGUCAGCGAGGACCCCCACUGGGCCCGUGUGGUCAACUUCAACGCCCUGCUCAUGAUGGCUGUGGCCAUGUUCUUUUGGGGCUUUUAUGCCUAG
This is a messenger RNA of Ochotona princeps (American pika), 2292 nucleotides long. RefSeq names its product solute carrier family 5 member 2 (gene SLC5A2). Gene Ontology annotation, molecular function: D-glucose:sodium symporter activity. The record is from RefSeq and is a predicted model, not a curated record. Gene Ontology annotation, cellular component: plasma membrane. Lineage: Eukaryota; Metazoa; Chordata; Mammalia; Lagomorpha; Ochotonidae. Gene Ontology annotation, biological process: sodium ion transport; transmembrane transport.